CCAACUCGACACAACUCAACUCAACUCAAACCUCCUCCACCUUCUCCUACUCCUAUUCUCUCUCUCUACUAACAAUGUUACUCCAUAACCAGACCUUACAGUCACAGAAGAACCGUCCACUCGUUCAACCAAUUGAUGAUCUUAACCUCUGAAAUCUUUCUUCUUUCCAAACAAUGGGCAAGGCUUCAAAGUGGUUUCGAGGUCUCUUUGCCCUCAAAAAAUCUGACACUCUCUCAUCCUCUUCCUCCUCCUUCAGACCAUACAAAGAGAAACGCAGGUGGAGCUUCGUCAAGUCUUACAGAGAGAAAGACCAACACUUCGCCACCACUGCCCACCACCCAAACGACACCACGACCAGAUCAGCCGUGCGCGACCAGCCUCGCAACGCCCAAGACCACGACGACGACAGACACGCCAUCGCAGUCGCUGCUGCUACCGCCGCAGUGGCCGAGGCUGCUGUGGCUGCGGCUCAAGCCGCCGCAGCCGUUGUUCGCCUGACUAGCGGCGGUGGCGGUAAGAAAACCACCACCGCGGCGCACGUUAGUAAGGAGGAGUGGGCCGCUCUAAGGAUUCAGUCAGCAUUUCGAGGCUGCCUGGCAAGAAGAGCAUUGCGAGCACUAAAAGGAUUGGUGAAGUUACAAGCAUUGGUAAGAGGCCACAUUGAGAGGAAACGAACGGCGGAAUGGCUGCACCGGAUGCAAACUUUGAUGCAAGCGCAGGCACGAGCCAUUGGUGGCCGAUCUGUUCAUGCUUUGGAAUUCCAACAUUCAAGUAGCAAGUCCUCUCAUUUUCAUCAUCCUGGACCAGCCACCCCUGAAAAAUUUGAACAUGUUACCAGAACAAAGAGCAGAAAACAUGAACAAUCAUCAUCACUCCUCAGGAAAAACAGCUCAAAAUCAAAUGGCAGAGCUGCUGCUAUUUGUGAUGAAAGAUCAGGAGACCUAAGAAGUUCUUCAGUAAGAAACUCAGUAACAACCGACGACGAAAAGAGUGAUAGAGUUCUCGAAAUCGACAGUGGAAAACCCUACACAACAGUCAAGAGAAGAAACCUCUUUUCAGAUCAAAAUAGCCAUAGCUUCACAACCUCAAAGGACUCAACAUCUCACUUAACAGUCCCAAGUCCUUCCUCCUACGAAGUAGUCCAAUCUCUAAGCCCGUUGAAGCUUCAAAAAGACAAUAAUGACAUGGAAGAAGAAAACUCCUUCUGCACGGCCAACAACAGCCCUCAAUUCUACUCAGCCACCUCUUCGAGGGGCGGCGGCUGUGGUGGAAUCAGCUCGAGGAGAAGUCCCUUCACUCCAACAAAGAGCGACGGGUCAAGAAGCUUCUUGAGUGGCUACUCAGAUUACCCAAACUACAUGUCGUUUACGGAGUCUUCGAAGGCGAAAGUGAGGUCUCUAAGUGCUCCAAGACAGAGGCCUCCUCAGUAUGAAAGAUCAAUCUCAACUAAGAGAAACUCCAUUGUUCACCAUGGUGUUGGUGAGGCAAGACAGAGUAGUGGAACACACAAGAUGUCAACUUUGCAUGCCAACUUUAUUCACAAGGCUUAUCCAGGAUCUGGUCGAUUGGAUAAGCUUGGAAUGCCAAUAGGUUACAGAUACUAAUUAAGAAGAAUAUGGCUUUUUCUAAUUUGACUAACUAAUUUAAGUGUAGUAUUUGGAUAUUUAAUUAUUAAGAUUUUAUGAGAAUUAUUCUCUAGAUGCAAAUUCAGUAACUCCCCUUGUCUAGUUUUUUUUUUUACUCCAUUUAAUAUAUAAUUCAAUGUUCAGUUGAA
Molecule: messenger RNA, 1774 nt
Organism: Humulus lupulus (European hop)
Lineage: Eukaryota; Viridiplantae; Streptophyta; Magnoliopsida; Rosales; Cannabaceae
Product: protein IQ-DOMAIN 22
Exons: 4
Coding region: 174-1604 (476 amino acids)
Molecular function (GO): protein binding
Source: RefSeq, a predicted model, not a curated record